AUGGUUUUGUCUCCUCAGAGAGAUCCCAACCUGAAGUCAGACCGGGAGGACGUCCGAGAGGGACACAGUGGAGAGCCCGGCCAUGGUCCUGGGCCAAGGGGGACACAGGUCCCACCUGACACGGGUCCCCAGGACACCGUGGAGUGGAGAGCCCGGCCCAGGGGUCUCCUGCUCAUCGUGGAGCCCAGCGUGAGUCUGGGCCCCAGGACUGGACGGCUGCUGGGCCCCGGGGGUCACGGGCAGAGGGGCGCGGAGGGCAGGUGGGGACCCAGCGUCCCCGAAGGCCCGGGCACCGGGAAACAACCUGAGGCGCCCUGGUAUCGGGAGAACGACGGGUCCUUCAGCCUUCUGGGCCCGGCAUUCCCUCCUAAGGGGCAGAAGACCGGGGCCUGGGAGGCCGCAGGAUCACGGGGCGAUGGCAGGCCGUUCUCAGAGCCCAGCCGUGGCUCCGGAGGGCCGGCGCAGCGCACCGACUCCCUGGUUCACCCACUGACCCCGGAGCCCCCGGGGACGGGGCUUCUGGAGCCUGAUGGCUGGCGUGAAGAGGGGCCCCGCCCGGCCCCCCCCGCCCAGGAUCUGCCAUCCUCACCCCCAGACCCCACUCCGGGGGCACUGCAGGCCGGAGGCCCGGGCCCAGCUCCUCUCAGAUGGUGGCAAGAUGUCUCAGAGGACCGAGAUGGCAGCUGCCACCCGACCACGGGGCCUGCGGGCAGAACGGUGCUGAGCGGCAGCUCCCGGCAGCAUCGGCCGGCAGGGAGGGAGGCAGGGAGGCAGGGAGGGGGCUCCGUGCCUCAGCCUGGGGCAGGUGGAGAGCUGAGCGCGCCUCCCGGAACCCCUGCAGCUCCAGGGCAGCCGGGGGAGCGGCGGCCUGACUGCCCGUCGCCCCUGGCGUGCUGGGAAACGGGCUUGCUGGCUCCGGAGGCCCGGGGGUCCGGGGGUCCGGGGGUCCGGGGCCAGGCGGAGCCACUGUCUUCAGGGAGGCCCCCGGCACGCUGGCCCGGCCUCCUGUCAGCUCCUCUGGACCAGGGGAGACUAAAGCCGGGCCGCUGGCCGCAGUCCUGGUCCUUCAUCCGCGCGGCCGAGGGCGUCCACGCCCGCCUGGCCUCCUGCUCCUGCUGGACACGAGACGCUGUCAGGGCCGCAGCCGGUCACCGCCACCCCCUGCUGGGGGCCCAGCUCGCUCCCCGCGUCUGCUGGGCCGACCUCGAUAGGCUCCUGGGAGGGACGCUGCCCCGCUGCCCCGCUGCCCCGCUGCCCCCGCUGCCCUCGGUGGGUGUGCCACUGUGUCCCGCCCUGGAGGAGUCAGCAGCCGGCCCGCGCCGGCCGCAGAUUCCCGGUGUGGCCCCCACGGCCCUGGCGGCGGCGAGGGCCCCGGCGGCGGCUACAUCGGGAACCCUCUUUGUCUCCGGGAGAGAGAGAAAGAGGAAGGAAGAUAGACACCGUCAGAGUAGGACGGGAGACGGCGCGAGAGGCGCGGCCGCGAGCGUCCCGGAGCCCCCGGCUCCGCCCUGCGCAGAGGACGGGGUGGAGAGCGAGGAGGACCUUGUGUGGCCGGCAGGGGCGGCGGCCGGUGCGGGGGCCCCGGGAGCCUGCCGGGCCGGCGGUGGCUCUGGGCCCCGUGGGUUACGGCGGGUGCUGGCGAGCCUCACUGUAGCUCAGAAACCACAGGCUCAGGCGCCAUGGGGCUGCCCGGGCUGCCCUGGCACACCGCCCCGGGGGCUGCCCUGGCACACCGCCCCGGGGGCUGCCCUGGCAUACCGCUGGCGGAUUCAAGGCGCAGAUUACGCGGGCGACACUGAGGGACUCACCACGGCGGGCCACGCCCCGUCCCCCCUUGGGAGUGUGCCUUCCCGGGGCCCGGCCAGCCCUCUCACCGGGGAGCCUGGAGGGUCUGGGCAGGCGGCUGACCGGAGGCUGCCGCCCCAGGGUGCGGCGGCCCAGCUCACGGAGGCUCGCCAGGUGCCCCCGCGGCUGCUGAGCGAGGGGGUGGACGGCCAGCGGCAGGACGGCGGGGGUCGGGGGUCACCGAGUCCCCCGGGCCGGCGGGAGCAGCCCGGCCUUGCGUGCUCUUGGCCCCCAGCCUCCGAGGCCCUGAGGCCUGGGGGCGGGGGUGGGGGUCCCCUCGGCCGCCUCGGGCCUCGGGGCUGCCCACUCUGUGCCCGCCCGGGUCUUCGUCGGCAGCGGGAAGCGCGGGGGCUGCGGGUGGGCCCCACCGCGGCUGGCCGGAGCCCCUGGCGGCGCUUGGGCCUGGGACGGGCGAUCACCCUCGGGCUGAGAACGGCUCCUGGAGCCCGAGGACCUGAGAUCCACGCCGCCGCGGCUGGGGCCCGGCUCAGGCCGGCUCUCCAGGGCGGCCCUGCGGGCGGGGCCCCGGCGGACGGGAGCCCCCAGCGGCGUGGAGGAGCCCCAGGCCUGGCGGCCCGGCUGGGCCACGGCUCCCUCCGAGCAGAGGGGCCGGUGAGCAGCAGAGGGCGCUGGCGCGGCCUGGGCCGCAGGAGGAAGCAGGAAGCGGUCGGGCGGGAGCCGGCCCUGGGUGGCUGCCGUCUCCUCAGCUUCCAGCACCCCGGAUUGAAGCUGCGGGGCCUGACCCUGCCCCCAACGUGGACGGGGCAAAGAGCGGCCACGAGCGACCCUGCCCGCGUGGCCGCUGACCGCGCCGCCCGGGCCGGAGGCUGCCCCGGUCCCCGGCCCCCUGCCCUGGGGCCUCGGAGACGCUGGGCUCCCGGUGGCUCCCUCGACCUUUGA
Molecule: messenger RNA, 2745 nt
Organism: Perognathus longimembris pacificus (Pacific pocket mouse)
Lineage: Eukaryota; Metazoa; Chordata; Mammalia; Rodentia; Heteromyidae
Product: collagen alpha-1(II) chain-like
Exons: 9
Coding region: 1-2745 (914 amino acids)
Source: RefSeq, a predicted model, not a curated record